This is a messenger RNA of Thyridium curvatum, 1413 nucleotides long. RefSeq lists its product as uncharacterized. Gene Ontology annotation, biological process: purine nucleoside catabolic process. The record is from RefSeq and is a predicted model, not a curated record. Gene Ontology annotation, cellular component: cytosol. The transcript is spliced from 2 exons. Bases 1 to 1413 code for a protein of 470 amino acids. Lineage: Eukaryota; Fungi; Ascomycota; Sordariomycetes; Thyridiales; Thyridiaceae. Gene Ontology annotation, molecular function: purine nucleosidase activity.
AUGAGCCCGCAGGUUCCCGUCCCGCUCUGGCUGGACUGCGAUCCUGGCCACGAUGUAAGUUGGCGGCCCAUCUGCUUGCUUGGCCUCAAAGAGAGACAUGCCCGAUUGCCUCGUUUCGUCUUUGCAGCGACCAUCAGGGGUAGGGAGGUUGCUGAGUCGGAGUCGCCUCCCGCUAUCACAACCCCUCACUCACAUCUUAUCCCUCCCCCGGGCGACCUUACCCGUCAUGCCUUAACAAAGACACUAAUUCUCUAUAUCUCUCAAAAGGACGCAUUCGCUAUCCUCCUAGCGGCAUAUCACCCCGCUAUCAGGCUGCUCGGCAUCUCCACCGUCUUCGGCAACGCCUCCCUCAAAAACACAACCUACAACGCCCGGUCCAUCCUCACCGCCAUCGGCAAGCACACCUCGGUCAAGGUCUACCCGGGCGCCGCCAAGGCCCUCGCCCGGGAGGAGCUCCACGCCCCGACCGACAUCCACGGCGAGUCCGGGCUCGACGGCACGGCCCUGCUGCCCCCGCCGCAGUGCGAGGCCGACACCUCCGUGCCGGCCGUCGACGCCAUGGCCGCCGCCCUGCGCGCCCAGCCCGCCGGCACGGCCUGGGUCGUCGCGACGGGCUGCAUGACCAACGUGGCCGCGCUGUUCCGGCGGCACCCGGACCUCGCGGCCCGCGUGGCGGGAGUGUCGGCCAUGGGCGGCGCCGUCGGCGGCGACUUCACGCCCGCGCCCCGGGGCGAGGUCGACGGCGCCGAGCGCAUCGGCAACUGGACGCCCUUUGCCGAGUUCAACAUCCUCGCCGACCCCGAGGCCGCGGCCUUCGUCCUGCAGCACCCGGUCCUGGCGCCCAAGACGACCCUCGUCCCGCUCGACAUCACGCACCUCGUCCUCGCGACCGCCGAGGUGCAGGAGCUGCUGCUCUACGGGCCGCCGUCGCCGGCCGAGGGCGACGACCGGGUCGCCGCGCGGGAGCAGCGCUCCGGGCCGGGCAGGUCGACGCUGCGCCGCAUGCUCGUCGAGCUGCUCAACUUCUUCGCCGACACGUACGCGCGCGUCUUCGGCAUCGCCGAGGGCCCGCCGCUGCACGACCCCAUCGCCGUGGCCGUCGCGCUCAUCGGCCUGCCCGGCGGGCACGAGAUCCCCUUUUACGAGUACGACCCGCGCCUCGGCGGCGACGACGAGGCGGCGGCGGCGGCUGUGAACAAGCGCGAGAGGUUCGACGUCACGGUCGUCACGGAGGGGACGUACGCCGAGGCCAAGGUCGGGGCGCAGACGGGGCGGACCGUGGCCAAGCUGCUGCCCCCCGGGUCCGAAGGGGUGAGGAUCCCUCGCUCGUUGGAUAUCCCGCGCUUCUGGAGGGUGAUCGAGGAGUGCUUGGAGAGGGCUGACGAGGCCAAUGCCAAGAAUGGCGUUUACUGA